Salarias fasciatus (jewelled blenny) is the source of this 1343-nucleotide messenger RNA. RefSeq names its product coiled-coil domain containing 32 (gene ccdc32). The transcript has 4 exons. The record is from RefSeq and is a predicted model, not a curated record. Gene Ontology annotation, biological process: cilium organization. Lineage: Eukaryota; Metazoa; Chordata; Actinopteri; Blenniiformes; Blenniidae. The coding region runs from base 181 to 780 and encodes 199 amino acids.
GUGGGCGGCUCCCCGAGUGUGUAUCAUGGAUGGACACAGUUAGCUGGCGAGGGUAAACUUUAAUCUUUAAAUUCAUCUGACAGCUCCGAAUAAAACGUUUUGACUUUCGACAUUGUCACAUAGCUUAAAGAAGAAAGACGGUAAACACGCCUGAUGGUGACAGCCGGCCUCUGACCCACGAUGAUCGACGACUUCAUGAACCGGGAGGUCCGGUCCAGCGGGGAGCUGUGGACCGAGAUCUGCUCCGGUCUGCCGGCGGUGCAGAGCGGGGCCGCCGCGGAGAGCAGCCCGGAGUUCAGGGACUCCUUUCACCCGGCGGAGCAGGCUCCAGCGACCGGGACCAGCUCCGGGACCAGCUCCGGGACCAGCUCCGGGACCAGCUCCAGCGCUGCGUGGGAGCCCAUGGAGGACUCUGAGAUUUACAUUGCCAGUUUAGAGAAUCGCCUGAGGAAGCUGAAGGGCCAGUCCACCGACGUGACCUCCAGAGACAUGCUGCGCUCCUUGUCCCAGGCCAAGAAGGAGUGCUGGGAUAGAUUCCUGCAUGACGCCCAGACCUCGGAGCUUUUCCAAGGCGGGGACAUGGAUGAAAGUGCUCUGGAACACUUUAAGCGGUGGCUGAUCCCUGAGAAGGUGGCCAUCAGUGCAGAGGAGCUGGAGUAUCUCCUGAGGCCGUCUCAGAGCCGGGAGCCGGCGGCGGCGGACCAGACGCACGGCGAGGACGACGCCGACGGAGAGACGCACAGACCCGACGAAGACGACGCCCACAGCCCGGAAAAAUAGCUGAAACGCUGAAAUCACUACUAAUUCCCGGUGCGUUCAGUGAGAGUGGCUUGUUAUCUCCAUGUUAUAUCAUUGCAGUGUUAUGGCCAAAGCUUUUGUUACCGGCGGUCAGGAAAGCAAUUACAGCCCCUCAUCAUCCUCUGUAUCCCCAGCAACUGAGUGUUAAGUACUCAUUCACUCACUGCCAUUCUGUCUUCGCUAUUCAUCCUCUUCGGUCUCCUCACAUCUUGAAAAUAUAUAAUAAAGCAUCAGAAAAUAGACGUGUUUGUCUGGCGGGGCAGAAUUUGCAUCAGGUCUGUGUCUCUCCGUCUCCCAGAAGGGUUUGUGGUGUGAAGCCGGCCUGCGGACUGUGAUGAAGGACCAGCGUCUGGGCUCCGUUUCAGAGGAGAGCCACACUAACUGCACUGCAGGCCUCACUGCUUUUAAAAACGCUCAUGUUUAGAGUAGGAAGUGUUAUGUGGUAUAAUCCAUCAACUACUGUGACAUAUUGUGUAACUUUUUUUUUCCUUGUUGACUUUCGAUGUGAAAUUUAUCCUUGUUUCAAUAAAAACAUUUAGAUUUGA